UUAGGUGAAGAUGAAGAAACAGAACACGCAUAACAGAAGAGAAGAAGAACGAGAAGAGAAGCACAACAAGGUGCAACACCGCUAACACUUCGGUGGCUGAGAACAACACAGAGCCUCGUCGAUCCUUCACCGCGUGUUGCGUUUCCGAUCUUUCAUUUUCACCGAGCGCCGCCGUGUAUCGAUUCUUCCGGCGAACUUUACCUGACCGAUUUUGGUGACAUGGCGUGGAGGCACUUGAUAACGCAGGUUACAAGACAUCAAUCAGAAUUUGGAAUGGUCAAAAAUUUGUUGGCUAGAAGCUAUUUGUCCGCUAAUAAGUUUGGAGGCUUUACAAGGAAUAGGCUUUGCCGCUCCCAGGAGAGAUUCCAAUCAAGCUAUGUUGGUAAUCUGGCCCGUCGAGCACGUGAUGCAGAUGAAGCCAGUGAAGUUGCUCAUCUUAAAGAACUUUACCAUCGAAAUGAUCCUGAAGCUGUGAUUAGAGCAUUUGAAAGUCAGCCAUCUCUACAUGCUAAUCCUUCAGCGGUUUCUGAAUAUGUUAAAGCCCUAGUGAGAGCUGGGAGGCUGGAUGAAAGUGAAUUAGUGAAGACUCUGAUAAGAGGUAUUCCGAAAUCAGGGAGAGAGGAAGACAGUUUGGGUGCCUUUUCAGCUCUUAGAAAUGUGGGAAAAUCUACAAAAGAUGGAAUUCUUGGAACUCCAGGUUCUCCUAUUCAUAUGGUGGCUGCAGAAGGUGGGAAUUUUAAAGAGCAGCUAUGGCGUACAAUUAGGUCUGUUGUAGUGGUCUUCCUCUUGAUUUCUGGUGUAGGAGCACUCAUUGAGGAUAAAGGAAUUAGUAAAGGACUUGGUAUGAAUGAGGAAGUGCAGCCCAGUGUGGAGACAAGUACUAAAUUUAGUGACGUAAAAGGUGUUGAUGAGGCAAAGGCAGAACUGGAAGAAAUUGUUCACUACCUCCGAGAUCCUAAGCGCUUUACUCGUCUUGGUGGCAAGCUCCCCAAAGGGGUUUUGCUUGUUGGCCCGCCUGGCACGGGUAAAACAAUGUUGGCAAGAGCUAUUGCUGGAGAGGCUGGGGUUCCUUUCUUCUCAUGCAGUGGAAGUGAAUUUGAAGAGAUGUUUGUUGGUGUUGGUGCACGAAGGGUGAGGGAUCUUUUUACUGCUGCAAAAAAGCGGUCACCUUGUAUAAUCUUCAUUGAUGAGAUCGAUGCCAUUGGAGCAAGUCGAAAUGCAAAGGACCAAAUGUACAUGAAGAUGACUUUAAAUCAAUUGCUUGUGGAGCUAGAUGGAUUCAAGCAAAAUGAUGGCAUAAUUGUGAUUGCAGCUACUAAUUUUCCAGAGUCAUUAGAUAAGGCUUUGGUAAGACCUGGGCGAUUUGAUCGCCAUGUCGUUGUUCCCAAUCCAGAUGUAGAAGGAAGGCGUCAGAUUCUAGAAUCUCACAUGUCAAAGGUUCUGAAGGCUGAUGAUGUUGAUCUAAUGAUCAUUGCUCGAGGAACACCUGGGUUCUCUGGUGCUGACCUUGCAAACAUGGUUAAUAUUGCGGCUCUUAAGGCUGCAAUGGAUGGUGCCAAAGCUGUGAGCAUGCAUGAUUUAGAGUUUGCGAAGGAUAAGAUUAUGAUGGGAAGUGAACGCAAGUCGGCUGUUAUAUCUGAUGAGUCGAGAAAGAUGACUGCUUUCCACGAGGGUGGCCACGCCUUGGUGGCAAUUCAUACUGAUGGAGCGCUUCCUGUUCACAAGGCAACUAUAGUUCCCCGGGGUAUGGCUCUUGGCAUGGUUACUCAAUUGCCUGAAGUUGAUCAGACCAGUACGUCCCGCAAACAGAUGCUUGCCCGACUAGAUGUCUGCAUGGGUGGCCGGGUUGCUGAAGAGUUGAUUUUUGGAGAAAGUGAAGUAACUUCAGGUGCAUCCUCAGAUCUUUCUCAUGCAACUAAACUGGCUAGGGCAAUGGUUACUCAAUAUGGUAUGAGCAGUGAAGUUGGACUUGCCACUCACAAUUACAAUGACGAUGGGAGAAGCAUGAGCUCAGAAACUAGGCUGCUUAUUGAGAAAGAGGUGAGGAACUUGCUUGAGAGGGCUUAUACCAAUGCAAAAACUAUUCUAACCACCCAUGAUAAGGAGCUUCAGGCACUUGCAAAUGCUCUUCUAGAGCAUGAGACACUUACAGGAAGUCAGAUAAACGCUUUACUUGCUAAAGUUAACUCCCAGCAGCAGCAACAGCCACAAGUAGUUGAAACUCAGGGCAGUUCACGGUCCAAUCCUGCUGCUGCUGCUGCUGCAGCGGCGGCCGCAGCUGCAGCUACUGCUGCAGCCAAGGCUCAAGGUGUUGCCCCAGUUGGAUCUUAGCAGAAGAUUGUGUAACCUGAAAUGCUGCUAAAUAACUACUACCGGAUUAGAAUGUGCAGAUAGUAUUAUUCUGUGUUUUCCAGCUCAAUCAGUGGAACUCAACUCUUGUAUUCCUGGGUCAAGUUGACUCCAUAUUGUAGCGAGUUAAAGACCAUGUAGGUUGCUCCCAUUGAUUUGUUUUAAUAAUUUCCGUAUUAUUUUUAUAUAGUUUUUUCAUACGGCCAAACAAUUAUAUAUUUAACUUCAAUUGUUCUUAAUUAUUUAUUAGCUUCUCA
Lotus japonicus is the source of this 2606-nucleotide messenger RNA. Its product is annotated as ATP-dependent zinc metalloprotease FTSH 4, mitochondrial-like. Gene Ontology annotation, cellular component: membrane; chloroplast thylakoid. Gene Ontology annotation, biological process: proteolysis. The transcript is spliced from 7 exons. NCBI's taxonomy places the organism in Eukaryota, Viridiplantae, Streptophyta, Magnoliopsida, Fabales, Fabaceae. The coding region runs from base 220 to 2331 and encodes 703 amino acids. The record is from RefSeq and is a predicted model, not a curated record. Gene Ontology annotation, molecular function: ATP-dependent peptidase activity; ATP binding; ATP hydrolysis activity.